AGAAGUCAUUGAGCAUCUCCGCCAUUUCGAAUAUUUCUCCUCAUGAUCCUAGUCCCCUCUGUGCCACCAGGGAGCAUUCAAACGUCAAUGGUUUCCCCGGGGCACUGCAGCACUAUCUGCAUGAGAAGGGGAAGCCAGUGACUCACUGGGGAAGUAUGUUCAGUCUCUCAAGUCCUGAGGACCAGGGGACAGCAGAUAACACCUUGGAUCUGGAAGGAGGACAAAGGAGAGCUGUUGCUGAGAUCUGCCCUGACCUAAUGUGCACACUAAAUGCCAAGUGUGUGAACAGCACCCACUGCGCCUGCCUGGAUGGAUUCCAGUCACGAGGGAGUCGCUUCUUCACUGACCAAUCGACCUGCGAUGAUAUCGACGAGUGUCUGGGGCCCAAUCCAGUAAACUGCGGACCCGACGCCAAGUGCAUCAACCAGCCUGGGAGUUUCAACUGCAGCUGCGCCGAUGGCUACGAGUCCAGCUCUGGGAAAGCCAGAUUCCCGAACGCGAGUGAGAACAGCUGCCGGGUGCCCAGCAUGAACUGCAGCACCAAGUUCGAGGGAAUGAAAGAAUCGUGCAGGAGUCGCUCUCCACAGGGAGAGCUGCGCGGCAGCAGCAGCGGAUUCUGCUCUUUCCUCAAUUCGACCUUAAGGAUUUUGAUGUCUGCGUGUGGAGAGGGAAAUGUGACAUUAUCCCUGGAGGAAACCACUCGCUCUUUCAACUCCCUUCUGAACCGCAUCUCCCUCGGGUCCAGCAUUGGUGAGGGGCAGGUGGCGUCGGCAGUGACCGUCCUGCUGCAGAGCGUGGAACUGGUCGCGCUGGCCGCUGCGCUCCGGUCUCCGGGGCAGACGACACAGAACAUGAGCACAGAGUCUAUAGUUAUGGAGACGCGGGUGAUCACAGGGAACUGCAGCCAGCACAGCGAGGUCUUCCAGCUGAGUGCUGACGGGGAGACGAUGGAAGUGCACUGCACUACGGUCACCCACGCAGCCACGCAAGGGCACUUGGGGGCUGCUGCUCUUAUUGCCUACUCCUCCCUGCACUCCACCAUCAAUGCGAGACUUCCCAGCUCAGGCUGUCUGUCGGCUGGGCGGAUGCUGGAGAAGAGUCACCUCGGCUCCAGGGUGGUGAGUGGAGCUGUCGGAGACGGGGGACCCAUUUGCCUCUCCAGACCUGCAAACUUCACCCUGCGCCAUCAACAGCCCAGAAAGGAGCAGGAAGUGGCUCUCUGCGUCUACUGGAAAUUUGAGGCUGGCAAAGGGAGCUGGUCUCCAGACGGGUGCACCACCCUGCACGUGAACAGCACCCACACGACCUGCAGCUGCGACCAUCUCUCCAGCUUCGCCAUCCUAAUGGCUCCCAGCGCAGUGACGGAGAGUCGCCCACUGACCAUCCUCACCUACGUGGGCCUGAGCCUCUCCCUGCUGUGCCUCCUCCUCGCCAUCCUCACCUUCCUCCUGUGCCGCUCCCUCUGGAACGUCAGCACCGCCCUCCACCUGCAGCUGUGCCUCUGCCUCUUCCUGGCCGACCUGCUCUUCCUCAGCAGCCAGGGGGUCCCCCCCAUGCCCAGCCGUUCCCAUUCCAGCUACAGUGUCUCUGUGGCUUGUGCAGUAAUUGCUGGACUCCUACACUACCUCCUCCUGGCCUGCUUCACCUGGAUGUUCCUGGAGGGGCUGCACCUCUUCCUCACAGUCAGGAACCUGAAGGUGGUGAAUUACACCAGCGCCAGCCGGUUCAAGAAGAGACACAUGUACCCGUUUGGCUACGGAUUCCCAGCCCUGAUCCUGGCUAUUUCUGCCGCAGUGAAUCCUAAAGGCUACGGAACUUCCGAGCACUGCUGGCUCAGCCUGGACAGAGGCUUUCGCUGGAGUUUCCUGGGGCCAGUCUGUGCCAUAAUCCUGAUAAAUGUGACGUUCUUUGCCCUGACCCUGUGGAUCCUGAGAAGCAGUCUGUCCUCCCUCAAUGCGGAUGUGUCCACCCUCAGAGGCCACAGACUAAUGACCUUUAAAGCCAUCGCCCAGCUCUUCAUUCUGGGCUGCACCUGGUGCCUUGGUCUUCUCCAUGUUGGCCCAGCAGCCAUGCUCAUGGCGUAUUUAUUCACCGUCAUCAACAGCCUGCAGGGAGCCUUCAUCUUCCUGGUGCACUGUCUCCUCAAUCGCCAGGUGAGAGAGGAGUACAGGAGAUGGAUCAGGGGAUUCCGACCACCCGGCAGGAAAUCUCAGACAGACGAUCUCUCCAUGUCGACUGUCCCCACCACUGGCACUAAGGCGGUAAGAGAUCCUCUGGUUUGCUCCUACACCCGCCUGCGACACCGUCCCCUCUAGCUUUGCUGUACGGGUGCUUUGCCCUGUGAGAGACCCGCAAUUUGUUAUGAGCCAUCUGGGCACGUCCUUGGUCUCUCUCCAGGGGCGUCCUUCAUCCUAGGCACAGCACAGAAUGGCCUUUCCCAUGCCCCCGUGGCCCCUUCCCUGGGCUCUCUGGAGAGCUCCCGGGGUCACUCGCUGGGGAGGCAGGUGCUGGCUCUGGCAGUGUAAUGAUCUGAAUAUCUCCCAGGGAGCCUUGUGAGUGCAGACGAUCCAUCCCCUCGAGCAGUCAGCACCAUGGAGAGUUUCCCAGGCCUUUGUGUGGCCUUGGAAUUUCUCAUCAGUUCCCUGCUUUUCUUGCCAGGUGUAACCCUGAUUCCAUGUGGUCGGCAGCAGCCAGGGCUGUGUUUAGCCUCAGGGUUCCAGAGCAAACCAGACCGGCUGGAGCCCCCUGCCAGUAAUCAGAACAUUUAAGACUAACCCACGUGCCUCCAAGAGGCAACACGUCCCCUCUUUGUCUGUGUGUAACAAAGGGAACUUUUAAUAGAAAGGGAGGAAGAACGGAGCCUUAAUCUGGAAACCCACCAAGAGACACCGACUCCAGAUGUGGUGCGGGGCUGAAGCACCCACAGUGAAAAACUGGAGAGUGCCGAGCACUGACUGGCAGCCCCCUAUCAGCUUACACCUACUACCCCCACAUCACCUGCCUGCUGCCAUCAGCUGUUUCCCCGUAUUUGGGAGGCUUAGGGGAAAGUGAAGGAGUGGGGACUUGGUUUGCUAGGGAGAGGGGAUGGACCUGGGCAGUGCAAGGGUGGAGCGGCUGCAGGUAGAAGCAGGGUGGGGCUUUGGGAGAAGGGGUAGAGUGGAGGUGAGGACCUUGAGCAGAGCUGGGGAUCAAGCCCCCCCACUUUUAAAAGUUGGCACCUGUACUCACAACCAUGAGUCGACAGCAAGGGACCAUGCAUAAGGCUGAGAUUUUAUCACAGAUAUUUUUAGUAAAAGUCAUGGCUAGAUCCUGGGCAAUAAACAAUUCACGGCA
Molecule: messenger RNA, 3333 nt
Organism: Pelodiscus sinensis (Chinese soft-shelled turtle)
Lineage: Eukaryota; Metazoa; Chordata; Testudines; Trionychidae
Source: RefSeq, a predicted model, not a curated record